UUGCAGAAUGCUGUCCGACACAACCUCUCCUUACACAAAUGUUUCCAACGUGUCGAGCAGAAUGUAAAAGGAGCUGUCUGGACUGUGGAUGACAGUGAAUUUUACCGAAGACGACCACAACGUACAGCUGCAACGAGGAGUCAGCCUAACACACCGCUGCCAGAUGAGAUGUUGGCUCAACGACUUAUUGAUCAGACCGCACUAAGUAUGAUGGAGAACAGAGCUGAAGGUGCCGCACAUCUGGCUGACAACGCGUUGCUCAAUGGUGGUCUGGAAGGAGUGCUGUCGUUUUUAGUUUUUUUAUUUGUAGCAAGUACUGGCGAUAAUAACCCACUCUCCUUGCUAUCAGCAGCGGCCGCAGCCUCCGAGCAAAAUUCAUGUGCUGUAACACCAAAUCUAGUCACCCCCAAAGAGGAAGCACGUGAGAAUCCAACGGAAAUUGAUGCUGCUGCAGCACAAGCACAACAAAAUCAGAAUCACCUUAACGGACGAAUAGGUCAGUUCCAUCUUUAUUUACGACUUUGA
Messenger RNA from Cylicostephanus goldi, 525 nucleotides. Lineage: Eukaryota; Metazoa; Nematoda; Chromadorea; Rhabditida; Strongylidae. The record is from the annotation of a GenBank genome assembly.